Messenger RNA from Fusarium verticillioides 7600, 957 nucleotides. RefSeq lists its product as hypothetical. The transcript is spliced from 6 exons. Lineage: Eukaryota; Fungi; Ascomycota; Sordariomycetes; Hypocreales; Nectriaceae. The record is from RefSeq and is a predicted model, not a curated record. Bases 1 to 957 code for a protein of 318 amino acids.
AUGUUAACCCUCCUCUCUCCCCACUACAAAGCCCAGGAGGUUACAAGAGGUGACCUUGUCAUCGCCUCGACGGCGUUCGGCUUCACGCUUGGUUUCGGAUGGUUGACUGUCUUCAAGGCCAUUAGGCAGACCUGGCAGGUGUAUCAGCGCCAUGGCCGGCGGGUGUUUCGAAAUGCGUAUAUUAUUAUGGUCUGGGGGGAGUUGACGGUCUGUACGAUUUUUAUGGUUAUUUGUAUCUUGCAUUUACUGGACGUUAUACCCCCAAGCUUUGCAUUUUAUUUCACAAUUCUUACGACAUGGGCUCUUCAGGUCCAAUUCCUCCUCCAAAUCAUCGUCAACCGAUGCGGCAUCCUCCUCACCAACAAAAAGAAAGCUUACCGCCUCAAAGUCCUCAUCGGCACACUUAUAACGGCCGUUAAUAUUUCCGUCUACUGCAUAUGGAUUCCGGCGCGAUUGCAAGUAUCGGACCGAUACAUUCACAUCAACGAGUGGUGGGACCGAUGCGAAAAAGUCAUCUAUCUCAUUGUCGACGGCUGUUUGAAUUUCUACUUCAUCCACAUCGUUCGCAAAAAUCUUAUUAUUCACGGCCUUACGAAGUACAAGAGGUUGACGCAUUUUAAUAUGUUUAUCAUUGGGUUUUCCCUGAGCAUGGAUGUCCUUAUUAUUGCCAUGAUGAGUUUACGAAAUACCUUUGUAUACAUGCAGUUUCAUCCACUAGCAUACACUGUAAAGUUACACAUUGAGAUGUCGAUGGCGGAUCUCAUACGCAAGAUUGCUCGCGACAAGCAUUGCGGCAUCAUAGCCGACGGCACAUUCUCGACCAAACGAGACUGGCAGAACGAGGCGAGAGAGGAAGUGUUUCGAAACCAAGACGCAUGUUUCGUUCUUGUUCACGGCGGACUGGAGAAUAUGACAGAGAUGACUAUCCAGAACCGUGUUGAUGAUGAUACCAAUUAG